This is a messenger RNA of Nakaseomyces glabratus, 888 nucleotides long. It is a transcript of the gene INM2, whose product is annotated as inositol monophosphate 1-phosphatase INM2. The record is from RefSeq and is a predicted model, not a curated record. Gene Ontology annotation, biological process: phosphatidylinositol phosphate biosynthetic process; signal transduction; inositol metabolic process. NCBI's taxonomy places the organism in Eukaryota, Fungi, Ascomycota, Saccharomycetes, Saccharomycetales, Saccharomycetaceae. Gene Ontology annotation, molecular function: inositol monophosphate 1-phosphatase activity.
AUGGCUAAAAAAUUAACCGGAGAGGAGUUGCGUAAAAUCGAGCAACAUUUAAUUGAGUUUCUCAAAACCGACAUUGGUCCAAUUUUGAAAAAUGCUAGCGGAACCAAAUUUGAUUCUUACGACGAGAAGGUUAAUGAUGUCGAUCUAGUUACCGUGGUAGAUAAAAAAGUCGAGACACUUAUUCGAAAAUUUGCUGAAGAAAACUACCCAGAAAUUAAGUUUAUUGGUGAAGAAAGUUUAUCAAAGGACGAACGUUUUGAUCUUGAAGAUCCUACGUUUAUUGUCGAUCCUAUUGAUGGCACUACAAACUUUAUACAUGGGUUUCCUUUUAGUUGUACCUCGAUUGGUGUCGCGCAAGGUGGUAAACCGGUGAUUGGCUGUGUUUAUAACCCACACCUUAAUCAACUAUUUCAUGCAUCUUUGGGAAAUGGUGCUUAUCUAAAUGAUGAGCCCAUUAAUAUUGAGAAAAGAACGCUAUCCCUGAAGAAAUCCAUAAUCGGUUUGGAGGGUGGAAGUGAAAGGGAAGACGGAAAAGGCACCAACUUUACAAAGAAAUUUGAUACUUAUCGCAAAUUAUUAAGUGAUAGAGGUGCAUUCAUUCAUGGUUUCAGAAGUUUGGGAAGUGCAGCAAUGAAUAUUUGCUACGUCUCAAUAGGGUACAUGGAUGCAUAUUGGGAAGGCGGAUGUUGGGCAUGGGAUGUUUGCGCAGGGUGGUGUAUUUUGAAUGAAGCAGGUGGUAAAAUUGUAGGUGGUAAUCCCGGUCAAUGGAAUAUACCAAUUAACAAUAGGUCAUACCUUGCUGUUCGUGGUGGUCUUGUUGAUGAUGAUGAGCAGGAAAAAUUUAUACAGGAUUUUUGGGGGUUUGUUGAAGGUGCUUUGAAAUAUUGA